Messenger RNA from Paramacrobiotus metropolitanus, 3428 nucleotides. Its product is annotated as bromodomain-containing protein 3-like. Lineage: Eukaryota; Metazoa; Tardigrada; Eutardigrada; Parachela; Macrobiotidae. Gene Ontology annotation, cellular component: chromatin; nucleus. The record is from RefSeq and is a predicted model, not a curated record. Gene Ontology annotation, biological process: regulation of DNA-templated transcription; chromatin remodeling.
CGGAAUUUCAAGCGGCGUUUCAGUUCAGUUGAGGAAAUUUUGCGUGUACGGUUGGAAUUUUAACCUACGCCAGUACGCCAUACGAUUUACACACAGCAUAUUUUACACACACGACGUACUCAACAUACGAGCCUGCCGGAUUAUAAAACACGGCGAUUAUAUCAUCAGCCAGCUGGUCGCGGAAUUCCCCUGGCACCAGUCUGUUCCAUGUUAAUCCCACAUUGUCUCCAGCAGUGAAGGACAGGCUGUGACUGUGGCGUCAUGUCAGCAGCUGUGGACAUGUCCGUCUCCUCCACGGUGCCGUCCCUAGAGCACUCCGAGGUGGACAUGCCACUGGAGAGUCAGCAGAAUGAUGCAGCGCAGUACAACGGUAGCAUGGAGGUGAGCGAGGAGGCAUCGCCUCCCCUGGACUGCCACUGGUGAAUUCCCCGCGGAAAUUAUCAAUGAGUGAGGAUCAUCUGGCUGCCGCGUCGGAGGAGGCGCUGGAGUAUAAGCCCAUGGUGUCGGAUGUGGAGAUGGCCGAGGAACCCACGGGACAUCCUGGGGAACAUCUCAGCUCGGAACUGGGCUCGGGAUCGGAGGCUACAUUUACCUCACCGCCACCACCCGUGGAUCCGUCGGAUACAGACGCCGACAAUGGCGGGCCGCCUUCAGAAGCCGACGUCAGCAUCGACGGCGAUACUUCCGGCAGGACCUUGCAGCAUGUCGGGGGUGUUGUCCAGCCGCCUUUCAAGCCACCCGUGGGUCAGACCCUGCACACGACGAACCAGUUGGAGUUCAUUAAGAAGAACAUCUUCAAAGCACUGUGGAAUCACAAGUUUGCCGUGCCAUUCAAGCAACCCGUGGAUGCGGUUCGUCUUAAUCUGCCGGAUUAUCAUACCAUCAUAAAAAAUCCCAUGGACAUGGGAACCAUUAAGAAGCGCCUCGACAACGGCUGGUAUACCAAAGCUGAGCAGUGCAUUAAAGAUUUCAAGGAGAUGUUCCACAACUGCUACACGUACAAUCCACCGGGACAUGUGGUGUAUCAGUGGGGCAGUAAAUUGGAGAAGGAUCUCAUCGCUAAGUUGGCCUUGAUGCCGGCACCGGAAAUUGAAGUGCCCUGGCCGGAGAAGCCGCAGAAGGGACGGAAGAAGAGCAGUGUGGCACGAGCUCCUCGUCCACCGGUGCAAUCGCAUGCUUUGACGGCUCCGCGCUCGGCCUCGUCUCAUUCGCAUGUUUCCUCUACCAGUAUUACCGGUGGUGGCCCACCAUCGAUUACUAAUGUACAGUCUUUCCCCACCAACGCUUCCGCGGUCUCAAUGACACCAAAGACAACCCCAAAGCCUGCCGCACCUCCUAGAUCGCUCCCGGCAACUCCCAUCUUACCGAACCCCGUCGCUCCUGAUAUGGUUCUCCAAACACCCACCUCUGCGACGAUGCCGCGUGCUCAACCAAAGAAGGGUGUCAAGCGUAAAGCGGACACCACCACCCCCGGCCAUUUUCCUGAAGAAACGGCAGGAUACCGUCGUCCCUCGGCUGACAGUGAGGAGUUGCCGCGGAAGCGCGUUAUUAAACCGCCUGCUCGCGAUCUCCCCGAUGAGCCAGUGCAGCCGCUGGCCAAGCCCAAAUUCAAGGGACCGCUGCCGGAGCCGCUGCGCUACUGUCGGCAAGUGCUGAAUGAGCUGUUGAGUCAGAAGCAUGACCGGUACGCGUGGCCGUUCUAUCAUCCGGUGGAUGUCAAAAAUUUGGCUCUGGAUGAUUAUCAUGAUAUUAUUAAACAUCCAAUGGAUUUGGGAACGGUGAAGGCGAAGCUGGAAGACAGACAGUAUAAGAAUACGCAUGAAUUCGCGGCGGAUGUGCGGUUGAUGUUCACCAACUGCUAUCGGUAUAAUCCGCCCGGGCACGAUGUAGUCAAAAUGGCAAAACAACUGCAGGAGGUGUUUGAAAUUCGCUUAGCGAAGCUGCCGGAUGAAGCGUUCCACGAUGUACCCGAUGUUGUGGUACGUCCGGCCACUUAUCGUCCACCGCAGACUCCUCCCGCAUCCACCAAGCCGAAAGGUGCCGGCAAGCGGCCGCAUGAGUCGGAAAGCGAGUCUGAAGAUGAAGAGAGUGAUUCGGAGGCCGAUAAUACUACGCUGAUGAAUUUGCAACAGAAACUGAAAGAGGUGCAGGAUCAGAUCACACAGUUGGCCAGUGGCGGGCGGCUGCGCAGGCAUCCACCGCAAAGAAACAACCGGCCAAGAAGAAGAGCAAAGCGGGCAGUGAGGACGAGCGGAGUAGUAUGCGCGGUAAGACAUUGUCAGCCAAAGAGACCAAAGCCAAACCAAAGGGCAAGGGAAAGGCCAAGGAGGAACGGACACCGCUGCCGGCCGAGUAACACCCGCUUCCAAAAAGGGCAGGCAGACUACGACGGGAAAGAAAGGCAAAAAGGACUCACCGGACCGGCGGAAGCCGGAAGUAGUGCCGAUAAGUCUGGAAAGUCAACAAAGAAAGGCAAGAAGGAAAAAGCGGAAACUGGGGGACGAAAGUCACCGGCAAAGCAAGGCUCUGGAAAUGGGCGCAAAAAGAAACAGCCCGUGCCACCGGAAAUGCCGGUCGUCGCUGCGUCAGCAGUUUAUGACAGCGAUGAAGAGGACAAUGCGCGACCGAUGACGUAUGAUGAAACGCGUCGUCUGAGUUUGGACAUCAACCGUCUGCCACCGGAUAAGCUGGGACGCGUUGUUAACAUCAUUCAACAACGCGAACCGGGUCUGAAGGAUUCCAAUCCGGAUGAGAUCGAAAUCGAUUUCGCCACAUUGAAACCGGCCACACUGCGCGAACUGGAGACAUACGUCAAUUCCAUCCUGCGCAAACGCGGUCGUAAACCCGGCAGCCUGAACAAGAAGCCCAGCAAGGCACAGUUGGCCAGAAUGGCCAAACAGGAUGAGCCCAGUGGAAAGAAGUCUGCCGGUAGUCCCGCCACGGCGUCCGGGAAAGCCAGCAAGGCGGCCAAGGAAAAAGCGGCGGUGGCCGGGGCCAAUAGUGGCCGGCUGAGUGUCAGCAGCUCGGAUUCGGACAGCGAAAGCAGCUCGGGAUCCAGUUCGUCCAGCUCAGAUUCGGAUAGCGAGUAGGAUGGUGGUGUGCGAACAUGCCGGCGUCAGCAGCCCCUUUUUUGUUGCUUUGAUUUGUGUGUAUAUUUUUUUGCGCGCGCCUCUUUUGUUUCGAUUUUUGGCACUUUUGGUUACUGGGUGAAAAGGUGACAGAUUAGUUUAGUGCUGCUUUUUUGGAGGUAAUUUGCUGUGGAUUUGAUUGUGGGGCUUUUUCUGGAAUGUUGAUACUUAUUACUUUUUCCUUUUUGGAUAACUAUGGCAACAUGUGAAACUUGCGGACGAGCUGAUGGAAUUUUGUUUUGGUUUUUGGCUGUUUAACUAAGUCAACAGCUAUUUAAUAACAAUAAAAUUAUUGUUGAA